AUGAACCAAUUUGGGAAUGAAAUCUACUUAUCCUUUUCUGACCAAUUCGAAUUUAUUGAUACUUUGAAAAGUGUAGCUGAAGCAGAAUGUCCUGAUGUUGUCUCAUGUGCCGACAUUAUAGCAAUUGCAACCAAAGAACUUAUUCAAUUGGGUGGUGGACCGGGUUAUUCUGUACAAACAGGGCGAAAAGAUGGACUCAUAUCUAAUGCCCAAGAUGUGAAACUUCCAAGCCCAUUUGCAACUGUUACCGAAAGUAUCUUAGCCUUUGGUGAAAAAAACUUUAACCCCGAAGAAAUGUUGCUUCUUAUAGCUGGCGGUCACACGAUUGGAAAAUCACAUUGUUUGUUCUUUCAAGAUCGACUUUACGAAGGUACAAGCCAGUUUGAUCCAAAUAUGGACUCGAACCUACGUGAACAACUAAGUGGUACUUGCCCCCAAGGUACAAACUCAGAUAACUUCACGUUUCUUGAUCAAAAUCCACUAAGCUCGAGCAAAUUUGACAACUCUUUCUUAGAUCAACUCAUGAAUGGACGAGGAAUCUUACCAAUAGACCAAGCUUUGUCACGUGAUUCUCAAACGAGUAGCUUUGUUCUACAGUAUGCUCAAAAUCCUGGCUUAUUCAAUGCUAAGUUUGCAAGUGUUAUGAUUAAAUUACAAGCCCUUGAUGUCCUCCUUGGCGAUCAAGGACAAAUUAGGAAAGUUUGUAGUAAAGUUUACUAA
Molecule: messenger RNA, 720 nt
Organism: Chenopodium quinoa (quinoa)
Lineage: Eukaryota; Viridiplantae; Streptophyta; Magnoliopsida; Caryophyllales; Amaranthaceae
Product: peroxidase 28-like
Exons: 3
Coding region: 1-720 (239 amino acids)
Biological process (GO): response to oxidative stress
Molecular function (GO): peroxidase activity; heme binding
Source: RefSeq, a predicted model, not a curated record